CUCGGCUGUCACUGACCUCCCCUCUCUCUCUCUCUCUCUUUCUCUGCGCUGUCUUCUUCGUCGACUUUACUCUCUUCAGAGCUGCUCGUUACUCUCCUUAGAUCGCCUCCGCUUGAAAAGCUUCGUUUGGACUCUUGUCCGUUGUCCUCCUCCUCCUCCUCCUCCUCAAUUCCUCCCUACAGCCACCGGCAGAAUCUCAAUCUCUCUCUCUCUCGCCUCCGAGGGAGUCGCCGGAAAUGCUGCGGCCGUGGGCCUCAGCCGGCGGCGUCCUGUUCCUCGCCGCCGCCGUGCUGCUGUUGGCCGGCGUCUCGGCGGCGGCGGAUGAGGUCGUCACGUGCUCCGGCAUAGUCCCGAUGAGCGACCGCGCGGACAGGAUCUCCAUCGCGGACUUCGGCGGCGUCGGCGACGGCCGGACGCUGAACACCAAGGCGUUCAGGGAGGCCGUGUACCGGAUUUGGCACCUGGCCCGGCCCGGGGGCACGCUGCUGUACGUGCCUCCAGGGGUGUACUUGACGGAGAGCUUCAACCUCACGAGCCACAUGACGCUUUACUUGGCCGGAGGCGCUGUCAUCAAAGCCACUCAGGAUACUUCGAAUUGGCCACUAAUUGCGCCAUUGCCGUCUUAUGGAAGAGGCAGGGAGCACCCUGGUGGAAGAUAUAUGAGCUUCAUUCAUGGAGAUGGCCUUCAAGACGUGAUAAUCACUGGUGAGAACGGGACAAUAGAUGGCCAAGGAGAUGUCUGGUGGAAUAUGUGGAGGCAGAGAAGUCUCAGUUUUACCAGACCAAAUCUUAUCGAAUUGGUUAAUUCCAGAGACAUCAUAAUUUCCAAUGUGGUUUUCCAGAACUCUCCGUUUUGGAAUAUUCAUCCCGUUUAUUGUAGUAACGUGGUUGUCCGUAAUGUGACUAUAUUAGCUCCACUGGACUCUCCCAACACAGAUGGGAUUGAUCCAGAUUCAAGCUCAAAUGUCUGCAUAGAGGAUUCGUACAUAUCUGUUGGAGAUGAUCUUGUCUCAGUGAAAAGUGGGUGGGAUGAGUAUGGUAUUGCCUAUGGUCGCCCAAGCUCCAAUAUUACCAUCCGCAGAUUAACAGGAUCAUCCCCAUUUGCCGGUAUUGCAGUAGGAAGUGAAACCUCUGGUGGGGUAGAGAAUGUCCUGGCUGAAAACAUUAACUUGUACAAAGUGGGUGUUGGAAUCCAUGUGAAAACAAAUACCGGGAGAGGGGGUUUCAUAAGAAACUUAACCUUCUCCGGUGUCUACGUGGAGACUGCAAGAAAGGGGAUAAAGAUUUCAGGCGAUGUUGGAGAUCAUCCCGACGACAAGUACGACCCAAAUGCUCUUCCGGUUGUGAAAGGCAUCUUGAUAAAGGAUGUGUGGGGAACAAAUGUUCAACAGGCAGGUCUCAUACGAGGCAUAAAGGACGCCCCUUUCACUGGCGUUUGCCUUUCUAAUGUCAACCUCCGCGGCAAGCUGGGGCCGAGAGAAGAUCCGUGGUCGUGCUCUGAUGUGAGUGGGGCUGCCUUCAAGCUCUGCCGUUACAAAAUAUAAAUGAUCAUCACUGCCGACCAGCAUUGGCAGCUCGCCCAGAAUAACCACCACUAGCAUCCCCAUUAAUGACGAGGUGGGUGACAGGGAUUUGAUGUGGUAUUUUCGGUGUUGUUUGCACCCACGAGAAAUGUUAGGUAUGUAAAACUUUGUAACCAAAAUUCGUUCAUAACGUGAUAUGAGAACUUAAUUAAAUCCCCACCCAACAAGAUAAAUUCAUUCGCUUUUCAACCAAA
Syzygium oleosum is the source of this 1777-nucleotide messenger RNA. RefSeq names its product probable polygalacturonase. NCBI's taxonomy places the organism in Eukaryota, Viridiplantae, Streptophyta, Magnoliopsida, Myrtales, Myrtaceae. Gene Ontology annotation, molecular function: polygalacturonase activity. The record is from RefSeq and is a predicted model, not a curated record. The transcript is spliced from 6 exons. Gene Ontology annotation, biological process: carbohydrate metabolic process. The coding region runs from base 237 to 1544 and encodes 435 amino acids.